AACCAUUUGUUUUCUUCACAAUUCCUCCGAUUUUUUCUUCCUUGAAUACACAAAAGCUUAAGUUCAAAGCAACUCAUCAAUGGUCAACAUCUUCCACAUCUACGACCAGGUUCUUCGUUGGGUAAUGAAAGCAGCCGGAAUCAAACCGGUUCAGCUUCAAAUCAAACCCGGAACCGCCAUGAACUUCUGGGUUCCCGCCGGAAAACCAAACAAAAACCACCAAAACCAUCCUCCCCUCCUUUUCCUCCAUGGGUUCGCCACCAAUGCCAUUAUGACAUGGCAAUUCCAAGUCCUGAAGUUCGCCAAAAACCACGCCGUUUAUGUACCGGACUUCAUGUUCUUCGGGGAUUCCGUUACGGAUCGGCCGGACCGAACGACGGAGUUUCAGGCGGAGUGCGUGGUGGAGGGGUUGAGAAAAUUGGGUGUGGACCGAAGGUUUGUUUUGGUGGGGUUUAGUUAUGGGGCGAUGGUGGGGUUUAGAUUGGCGGAGAUGUAUCCGGAAAUGGUGGAGGCGAUGGUGGUUACGGCGGCGCCGACGGUGCUGACGGAAAGGAUUACCGGAGAGGCAAUGGAAAAAAUAGGGUAUAAGAGUUGGUCUGAAUAUUUGAUACCGGAGACGGUGAAGGGUGCUAUUUCUAUGCUUCAAAUUGCUUCCUUUGAAUUUCCACGAUUUCCACGUUGGAUUUUCAAGCAAUAUCUGGAGGCCAUGGUUGUUCACAGAAAGGAGAGGGCAGAACUCCUUGAAGCAUUGGUUGCUCCAAAUGAUGUCACCAUCUCUCAAUAUCCACAGAAGUUGCAUAUCAUAUGGGGGAGAAAUGAUAAUUUGUUUGAUAUUCAAAUUGCUUACAAUAUGAAGGAGAAAUUUGGAGAAAAAGCAACAAUGGAUUGCAUAGAAAAAGCAGGGCAUAUUGUAGCAAUGGAGCGCCCAUUCAUCUAUAACAAAUGCCUUCAAAAGUUUCUUCAUUCACUGGAAGAUAACCCCUACGAAUGAUCCAUCUAAUUAUAUAACCCUUCAAGUACUUUUAUUUAUUAUAUCUAUAGUUGUAUUUUAAGUUCAACCGUACUUUUCUAGUCUAUAUUAUGUUUUUUUUCAAUCAUGAAUUUUAUUUAUUGUCACAAUCGAACAUAGUUCAUGUAUAGUUUUUUUUAUAUAGUUUUACUUUGUCUCUAAAUGCCAAAAUAUUACCCUUUGUCUCUAA
Molecule: messenger RNA, 1199 nt
Organism: Cucumis sativus (cucumber)
Lineage: Eukaryota; Viridiplantae; Streptophyta; Magnoliopsida; Cucurbitales; Cucurbitaceae
Product: epoxide hydrolase 3
Exons: 4
Coding region: 80-991 (303 amino acids)
Source: RefSeq, a predicted model, not a curated record